AUGCACAAAGCUUGCACCAAUCUAUUCGCACCUUGCAAAAGCAAACCAAUUUCAACACUGCUCCGAACCAACUCUUCUCUGAAGAUUCAUCCUUCUUUGAAUAAUAUUUGUAACUUUGUAUCUGUUCAUAACCAAAGAGAGUUUUCAACAAAAUUAAGUCUUAUUCGGAACUCGAACGGCCGAGAUGAUGAUGCUUAUAAUUAUCAAACGCAGCCUGGACAACCAAAAUCUGCUGCCGGUUUAGAACAAUUUAAUUUGAUACAAUAUGAUCCAAACGUUGUGUUCAUUUCAGGAUAUGGUCAGCGUUCGUUCUUUUUAGGUAACACCCGAAUUUUUGGAAGUAUUUUCGCAACCACUAAACAAGUCUUUCUGUGGGAUGUGUCUUAUCCGCACGAUAUCACCAUUGAGAGCUUGGCAUUGGCUGAAUAUUUAAAUCCAACUCCAACGAUGUUGUUGGUGGGAACUGGACACAGCAUGGUCCGAUUGCCUCAAGAACUUCAUGAACAUUUUAGAAGAAAUGGUGUAGUCAUUGAGGAAAUGCCAAGUGUGAAUGCAGUGGGUACAUUCAAUGUGCUGAAUCAGGAGGGAAGAGAUGUUUGCUUAGCCUGUUUGUCGUUAGAACCAGUGAAUGUUAAAGAUUUGACGCCUUCCAAGGCACCAACUUUAUUUAUUGAGAUUAAGGAUGCAAUUUCUAGGCAUCCAAGUAACAUAAUGUAA
Molecule: messenger RNA, 717 nt
Organism: Naegleria fowleri
Lineage: Eukaryota; Heterolobosea; Eutetramitea; Acrasida; Naegleriidae
Exons: 2
Coding region: 1-717 (238 amino acids)
Biological process (GO): mitochondrial respiratory chain complex I assembly
Cellular component (GO): mitochondrial inner membrane
Source: RefSeq, a predicted model, not a curated record